Molecule: messenger RNA, 850 nt
Organism: Macroventuria anomochaeta
Lineage: Eukaryota; Fungi; Ascomycota; Dothideomycetes; Pleosporales; Didymellaceae
Exons: 1
Coding region: 219-470 (83 amino acids)
Source: RefSeq, a predicted model, not a curated record
CUGUGUCAAUUACACUGAGUGUGAUUGCAUAUGUCCGUAGGAAAUAUAUACCCGGGGCCAAUUAUUGUUGGUACCAUCCCUGCCUCGCUUCCCGCUUACCCAAAACUUGCGCUGUCCUUCACCUUCACUUCACCUCUGCAAGCCCCAAUCUUCUGACAAGCACUCGCAAUUGUCCUAACUUUUGCAGCUCACAUCCUUCACUAAGCAUGACAACAAAGAUGGCUGACGCCGCUCUGAUCGACAAGAACUUCUCCAAACGCCUCGACAGGGCCUAUGACUACUUCGACAGCGACCGUCUCGAAGACUGCCUCCUCCAAGCCAGAGAGAUCCUCGAUGAUAGCGCCUGUCCCAGGUACCACCGCAUGAAGACACUCAUCCUACUCGGAGGUGUCCUUGGCGACUGGUACGAAGCAAAGAAAUGUCACAGACGCAGAAGCAUUGUGGAAGGCUACGCGAUGCUGGCAUCCUGAGGGUGAAGACGAGGCUACCGAGAAGCACAUGAAGGAGAUACACGAGGAACUGAGUGAUCUGGAGCAUAUGCUGCAGAAGGAUGAACCACAACCUUCGAAUAAGGAUGAGGGCGCUGAGAGUAUCGAAAUAUAGGACGAGCAUGACGAGCGCGACGGGGAGGACGAAAGUAUGAGGGCUAUGGUGAAGGUGACUCUGAGUAGGCGGGAAAUUCCGACAUGAGCAAUGAUGAAUUCGUACUGCCCACCAUUGCUGUUGCCACUCCUGCCGAGGAGAAGAUUGCCGCAAAUCCAGCUGAUGACAAGACAAACACGUAUCUGACUUAAGGAACGCAAGGUACGUGCUUUCUCAUACGUAAGUUGCCACCUCGUCCUAUGGUACC